AUGCUCGGACAAAGGCCGACAGGGGUAUCGGAGGUACGUACCUCCGACCAUUCCGUAAUCAACAACUUUAUCUUGACUUCAUGUCAGCCUCAACUCCCAUGUUUUUUGCCUUUUUGCCUUGCAUCGUUCAUCAUACCAUUCAUACUAGUUAGUACAUCCAGAAUGGCAACGCAGACACAAACCGUUAUCGUUGCACCCCAAUCUGCACACACCAACCCCUCCAACAACAACCUCAUCACACUUUCCAGCCCUAAAGGACCACCUGAGAAUGAUAGCCACCCCGACGUUUCCAUGUCCAAGCGGGACAUCACCCUCCUCCUAACACCCCUCUGCCUUUCUGUUCUCUUGUCUUCUCUCGACCUGACGAUCCUCACCCCCUCCAUUCCCUCCAUCGUGGCCGACUUUGCCUCCCCACAAGGCUACAUCUGGAUCGGCUCUUCCUUCAUCCUCGCCCACACAGCCAGCACACCCAUCUGGGGCGCAGUGUCCGACAUCUUUGGCCGCAAACCCAUCAUGCUUUUAUCACAGGCCAUCUUCUUCUUCGCAAGCUUGCUAUGCGCCCUAGCAGAGAACUUGCACUCCCUAAUCAUCGGAAGAGCAUGGCAAGGGGUAGGCGCGAGUGGGAUGGGGAUGAUGGUCAAUGUGAUAAUUUGUGACUCGUUCAGCUUGAGAGAUAGGGGGUUGUAUCUCGCGGUAACAAGCGGGGUGUGGGCGUUGGGGAGUGCGAUUGGGCCGGUGAUAGGUGGUGUGAUGAGCACCAGGUUGAGUUGGAGGUGGUGUUUUUGGAUAAACCUUCCCAUCGGUUUUCUAGUUUUCUUCACCAUCCUCAUCUUCCUUCCACUCCCAUCACCGCCCAAGACCCAGAUCCUGACCGGGCUCAAAGCUCUGGACUGGUCUGGCUCGCUCCUCAUUAUCGGUAGUGCCCUGAUGAUCCUCCUGGCCCUCGACUUCGGCAAUGUAGUACUAGCCUGGUCUUCCCCCACAGUCAUCAACCUCCUCGUCUUUGGCGUCCUGACCCUGUUCCUCUUCUUCUUCAACGAGUGGAAGUUAGCCCCCAACCCAAUAUUCCCCGCAAGGUUAUUCCCCAAUCUCUCCACCAUCGCUGCCUACGGCGUCUUCGCCUUCGACUCGUUCGUUUUCAUUGGACUGGCGUAUUAUCUCCCUCUCUAUUCCCAAUCCGUGCUUGGAGCCAAUGCGCUCACGUCGGGAGUCCACCUUGUCCCAUUGAUCGUCUCGUGUUCUUUAUCGGCGGCGUUUGCGGGGGUGGCUAUCCAAAAGACGGGGAGGUAUCUCCCUGUUAUGUAUGCCGCGCAGGUCUUCCUCAUGCUUGGAGUGGGGUUGUUCGUCAGCCUUGACUUUGCGGAGCCAGAUAAUCUCGGGAAGUUGUUCGGGUACGAGAUUCUGGCUGGAGUAGGAGUGGGUAUGAACAUCGAGGGGCCGAUUCUGGCUGCGCAGGCGGCGGCGAGCGAGCUUGAUACUGCGGCGGUGAUUGCGGCGAUGGGGUUUGCGAGGUCGAUGGCGACUGCGGUGUCGAUUGUCGUUGGGGGAGUGAUCUUUCAGAAUGGAAUGGACGGGCGGAACCGUGGUCUGGUUGAGAAAUUGGGAGGUGAUAUCGCUAAUUGGUUUGGAGGGGGAGAAGCGGCCGGGAGUAUCGAGAGGAUUGGAUUGCUUGGUGAGCAGCAACAGCAGUUUGUGAGGGGCGCAUAUUUUGAGUCACUGAGGUUGGUUUGGAUCAUGGUAUGUGGUUUUUUAUCUGUUUGUUGGUGUUUGGGAAUUGAUCAGCUGACAAAUGAACAGUAUGUCGCGUUUGCUGGCCUUGCCACUGUCCUCACUUUGUUGGUUAGAGGGCAAAGGUUGAGCAAAGAGCACAAAGACGUCGUUUUGGGUGUGGAAAGAGGUCGGACUACGCAGGGGCAGCUACCGGUACAACUGGGACCUGUGCCUGAAGUUAGAUCGGGAGAGGGGAGUGCGGCGGAAAUCAGGCUGCGGAGGGCUGCAGACAUAUGA
Podospora anserina S mat+ is the source of this 2007-nucleotide messenger RNA. RefSeq lists its product as uncharacterized. Bases 1 to 2007 code for a protein of 668 amino acids. The transcript has 2 exons. The record is from RefSeq and is a predicted model, not a curated record. Gene Ontology annotation, molecular function: transmembrane transporter activity. NCBI's taxonomy places the organism in Eukaryota, Fungi, Ascomycota, Sordariomycetes, Sordariales, Podosporaceae. Gene Ontology annotation, biological process: transmembrane transport.